This is a messenger RNA of Neodiprion fabricii, 6814 nucleotides long. RefSeq names its product metabotropic glutamate receptor (gene mGluR). Gene Ontology annotation, molecular function: group II metabotropic glutamate receptor activity. NCBI's taxonomy places the organism in Eukaryota, Metazoa, Arthropoda, Insecta, Hymenoptera, Diprionidae. The transcript is spliced from 5 exons. Gene Ontology annotation, biological process: regulation of synaptic transmission, glutamatergic; G protein-coupled glutamate receptor signaling pathway. The coding region runs from base 1698 to 4436 and encodes 912 amino acids. The record is from RefSeq and is a predicted model, not a curated record. Gene Ontology annotation, cellular component: membrane.
ACCAUCAAACCCCCCAGCGCAGCCCCGCGGCGAAGCUCUGAACAUAAAGCUUGCCAAGCAGAGCGAGUGUACUGCGAGAAACGAAAGCACAGCGCAGAGUCGAUCGGCGAAUUUCCCCCUCCAGUCUAAUUCAGGGGAUGGUCGGAGAUGUUGGGUUAGUCGGGCAGUAGUGCGUGGUCGGUUGCCCUAGUCAAGGGGCACAGCUGGCGCUUCUCUUACCCCGUUGAAUCAAUCCGCUCGAGGAGGAGCAGCGCGUGUUUGUUGCUGAGAAGGCUCUCUCGCUGGGCUCCGCGGAGUCGCAGUUUCAUAUCUUGAAGAGCCGACGGUACCAUAAAUUGUCACGAGGCAUCUAUCGAUUUGUCUCGGCGACGCCGACGGCCGUGGCGGCGUUAUGAGCAUGUGACUUGGGCUCGGGUGUGUAGACCUGCUUGUACAUCGCAUACAGUCGUCCUGAGGUCAGGUGGUAGACUCCAAUGUCCGAAAGUGACGCGGGCUUAGACGGGAGAGCUUUUUUAAUCCAGAGAAAAACAAACUGAAAGGAUCGCCACGAGGCCCCGAGGGAUGCUCUAAGACGCUCUCUAUCGAUUGGAUUCUCUAUCGUAUUGGGUUUGAAGUAGGUCUUUUCUUGCGGAUAAGAAUGGAGAGAGGAAUUCCUCGACCGCUUUUCUGAGCUCGAAGGGAGGGGGAGAAAACACGUAAAAAAAAGACGGUUUCAAAACAGACGUUCUCAACCAUACCAACCCAUACAGAGAAACUAUUGAUUUGGUAUUCGUGCAACAAGAUACUCGGUCGCAGAUCCAUCGUCGCAGUUCUUCCCUACCUCGAGGAAAAACCCGUAAAUAUUGGUGUAAGCACAGGUAACUGGUACAUUUGGCCCUCCCGAUGUAGAAUGUAAAACUUGAAGAUGAAGGCGAGGGCGAAGUCCGGGGUGAGAAGCUCCGAGGCUGACAAAGGAGUGGGGCAAAACGCUGAAGCAAUGUCGGGGGAAGAAAAUAUUUUUCCAAGUAUUUUUCGGGUGUUACUUUUCCCAGGCGAAACGUGCCCCCUUGGGCAAAACUCGUCGGAGUACAUUUGAAUCGAUAACACGCGCCCACUGCUGAGAAACACACAUCAGCACCAGCAUUAGCAUCAACAGCAGUAGCAGUAGCACCGGCAAUGCCCAAGUGAAAGAAGAAAAGAGUCUACUCGUUGGGAACUUGGAACUCCCACCAAGUUUGUAUCCUCCUUGAAGAACGUGGUGGAAAUGGAUGCUGAAACCUGAGUACUGGACUCUUCACAGAAGGCGGUAUUCUUGUGAAAAACUACUAACGUGUACCUCCAUCCUCUUCACAGGCUCCCACUUCAUCCCUGUACCGGCUUAAGUGCCUUUAUUUUCGUACUCACUGAGACUCCACACUGUCGGACCAAACGUGCCAAAUUCCGAUCUCAAGAUGAAUCCAAGUCUUGACAAACUUCGUUCAGGAAACGCCGGUUGUCGUCAUCAAGCGAUCACUCCAUUCCAGAACUUCGGAUGUUCCUAAUGGGCCCGCGAACACGUGACCAUUAGCGGUCAACCGAACACCGGAAAUGAGAAGAAUCAUGGGAUUUUGCUCUCAGCUCGUUCCGUGGGGUGGAGACCAACUGGCGGGAGAAUGUGACUAUUAGUGGUUAAUGGGUACAGAAAAUCACGAGCGUUUCCUGACAACUUUUGCAUCAAUAUGCAACCAUUCCGUGGGACUAGUUUGGCCUGGUUGGCGUUGAUGAUCGUUAACGUAGUCACGGCAACAAGAAAGAACGAACGAGAGGCUGUCCUGAUCCCAGGAGAUAUAGUCCUGGGGGGGCUGUUUCCGGUUCAUGAAAAAGGUGGCUCGUCCUGCGGUCCGAAAAUCUACAACCGAGGAGUACAGAGGCUCGAGGCGAUGCUGUUUGCCGUUGACCAGAUAAAUAAGCAGCAUGAAAUUCUACCGGGAAUAGCGCUAGGUGUUCACAUACUGGACACUUGCAGCCGGGACACUUACGCGUUAAAUCAGAGCCUCCACUUUGUCAGAGCAUCGCUGUCCAAUCAGGACAUAAGUGUUCUGGAGUGUGCCGACCGUUCGACGCCGAGGGUUCGCAAGAGCGCGAACGCCGGUCCCGUUUAUGGAGUCAUCGGGGGCUCGUACAGCUCAGUUUCACUCCAGGUGGCAAACCUCUUGCGGCUAUUUCACAUACCGCAAAUAUCGCCGGCCUCGACCGCGAAUGCGUUAAGUGACAAAACACGAUUCGACUAUUUCGCCCGCACCGUGCCCCCGGACACCUUCCAGUCCAUGGCCCUCGUGGACGUGGUCAAGAGCGUCAACUGGUCCUACGUCUCGACCAUUUACUCGGAAGGCUCUUACGGCGAGUACGGAAUCGAAAUGUUCACGCGUCAGGCGAACGACAGGAACGUGUGCAUCGCAGCCGCCGAAAAGGUGCCCAGCGCCGCGGACGAUAAGGUGUUCGACAACAUUAUCGCUAAGCUCCUCAAGAAGCCCAACGCCAGAGCUGUCCUUCUCUUCACUAGAGCCGAGGACGCCAGACGGAUAUUGGAGGCUGCUCGUCGCUCGAACCUGACCCAACCGUUCCAGUGGAUCGCGAGCGACGGCUGGGGGAAGCAGAUCAAGCUUGUCGAGGGCCUUGAAGACGUCGCUGAAGGCGCGAUCACGGUUGAACUUCAGUCCGAAAAUCUGCCUGGCUUUGAUGAUUACAUGGCCUCGCUCACUCCAGAGACAAAUCGACGGAAUCCGUGGUUCGGCGAGUACUGGGAAGACGCUUUCGCCUGCACCCUGCAGAAGAACGUACCCCUGGUCACCAACCACACGAUCAACGUUUGCUCCUCGAGGUUUCAGCUGACACCGGCAUACGGCUACGAACAAGAGUCCAAGGUCCAGUUCGUCGUCGAUGCUGUAUACGCCUUUGCCUACGCGCUGCACAACCUGCAGAGUGAUCUCUGCGGACGGAACGUGGGGCUUUGUCCAGCUAUGGUCAACUUCGACAGGGGUGUAUUCUACAGGAGUUAUCUCCUCAAUGUUUCUUUCACUGAUGCUGCCGGCAGCGAGGUGAAGUUUGACGAGCACGGAGAUGGCUUGCCACGCUACGAUAUUUUGAACUUUCGCAAGGUCGAUCCGAACGGCACCAACGGAUACUAUUACCGGGUAGUGGGAAAGUGGUAUAACAAGUCCCUCAAUAUCAGCACGGAUGAUCUGGUCUGGUCGAAGGGAGCAACGGAAAUUCCUAUCUCGGCUUGUUCGCUGCCCUGCGCUGCCGGGAUGAUAAAGAAACAGCAGGGUGACACGUGCUGCUGGGUCUGCGACCAGUGCGAAUCGUAUGAGUACGUGUUCGACGAAAAGACGUGCAAGGAGUGCGAGGAGAACCACUGGCCACACCCUGACAAAAAGGGCUGCUACGAACUACCGAUAACUUACGUUAAGUGGAGCAGUGCAUUCGCUAUUGUUCCCGCGGUGAUCUCGUGUCUAGGGAUCACCGCAACUCUCGCGGUUGGAGGUCUCCUCUUCCGGCACAGAGACACACCCGUUGUUCGGGCUUCCGGAAGAGAGUUGACCGGCAUUCUUUUGGCCGGAGUACUCGUAUGUUACUUGAACACUUUCGUCCUCCUGGCGAAGACGACCACCGUCACCUGCGUCCUGCAACGAUUCGGCGUCGGUGUUAGUUUCAGUGCGGUUUAUGGUGCCCUCCUCACAAAGACCAAUAGAAUAGCGAGAAUAUUCGACUCAGCAUCGAGGUCCGCCCGCAGGCCUCGGUACAUCAGCCCCACAUCUCAGGUCUGCAUCGCCACUGCCCUGAUCGCCUUCCAAGUGGUCAUAACCCUGGUCUGGAUGAUAGUCGAGCCGCCGGGUACGAAGAAAUUUCAACCCGACAGAACGCAGGUGAUAAUUCGGUGCAACAUCCAGCACAUGAGCUUCCUCUUCUCCCAACUCUACAACGCCUUGUUGAUCGUAAUAUCGACUAUCUACGCGGUCAAGACCCGCAAGAUACCCGAGAACUUUAACGAGAGCAAGUUCAUAGGGUUUACGAUGUACACCACCUGCAUAAUAUGGCUAGCCUUUGUCCCCAUUUACUUCGGGACCGAGAACUCUCACGAGACCCAAAUCACCACCCUGUGCAUUGCCAUCAGCCUCAGUGCAUCGGUUGCGCUGGUCUGUCUCUACUCGCCGAAAGUCUACAUCAUCAUAUUUCAACCGGACAAAAAUAUUCGCGGAAAGGUAACCAUGAGCGGCAGCACGUUUAAGAAGCAGGGUAGCAGUGCAGGUGCAUCUUCGGUCACGAAAUGUACCGCAUGCGAUGGACCGAGCGAAAACGUCCCUCUCCAGCCGGCAAUCAACGCUACAGCCCAAACGUCAGUUGGCACACCACAAACUCCAACACGUACCGUCCUUGCGUUUAAACCCGUCAACGAGGAAGCAGUUGCUCAGCUUUAGCCACCCACGAUCGAAGGGUCGUUCGUCCUGAUUAUCGACUUGAAAAGAGGAAUAAUCUACAACAUAUUUGAAUUUAUCCCUCGACAUAAUUUGAGGUUGUGGAAGGAAACGAUCCGGUCGAGUCGACUGUACAAAGACAAGUCUUUUCUCUUGAUGUUUUAUGUCAACCUUGAGUCUGUGCUGAAGAUUCCUAAUUCCUACCACCCAAGGCUACGCUUCAUAUCUGAGAUUGAACGCAACGAUAAAAUCAAUUUUUCAAUGACAAUAACCAUAUUGUAACCAACUGGCAUCGUGAACUUACUUUUUGGGGUAGGUUCCUAAAUUUCAAUUUUACACAUCCGAUCUAUCAAAAAUGGACGAUGGACUUUGAUGUUGUUGGACAGAGCUAUUCCUCUGCUUCACAGAAAAUUUAUAAAGACAACUGCCAACCUGUCAAGUCGUUUCUUCACGACAAUAAUUACCCGAAAAGUUCUUUCAAGUCUUUGAUUACGAAAAGAUGACACCUCUAGCAGUACAAAAAAUCUUCUGCGAGGCAUGAUCAGUUCCGCUUCACCCUUACUGAUACGUUAGGGAAUACUUCUAUACUGUUAAUAGUUAACGAAACAAACAGAUCCAAGUGUCAUUUUCUACCUCUUCCAUAUGUUAAAGGUUUUUACGAAAGCUUCAAUAGUACAGCGAGAAAGUUCGAUAUUUUCACUGUUACGAAGUUAAAUAACAAGUUGUGGAACAUCAUCGUGAGAGGCAAAGACAAGGUAUUUAUCACCUCCCAAUGGCACGCCGUGUAUAAGAUCAAUUGAUCUUUUGUUCUCUUAUGUUUAAAUAUUUUUUAUAAUUAUAAAAUGUUAUCGCUUUUCAUAAUGAAAUAUAAUUUUCCGACGAGGGUGACAAGCUGACCAUCAAAACUUUAGCAAAAAGACUCGUUUUUCUACAUUUGACUCGACUGGCUCGUUUCCUUCCACAACCUCAGGAAUAAUUUACGUUCGAGUGCCUAUAACUGUCUAUUUAUUAGAUAUAUAUCCACGGGCCCGUGAUGGGUUGAAAAGCGAGGAAGCUUAACGAGUAUUUCGAACGUUUUUCCCGCUAAUUUUCAAUAAAAUGCUCUAUGAAUACUCAACUGCAACGCUGUGAUGCGACUGCAGUGAUUCAAACUUGAAUUCCUUCCUUCCGUACCUAUUUAUAAUAUCAAUCCAUGUGGUGAUGAAUGACCGUUUCACACAUUUCCUUAUCUUCGCCCAUUUUUCAGUUAUUUUAGAAUCAUGGGUAAAUCGUUAACAGUCGUGACGGAAUGUGUAAACGGGACUCGAAGUUGCCUGAACGAAGAAUAAGAAUGUAAUUCUGACUGGUCAGAAUAUCGAAAAAAAAUUUUUUAAAUACUCAAGGUGUGGCUUAGGGCAACACUGAAAAUCGUACAACGUUCCAAACAAAAUAUACCUAUAGGCUAAAAUAAUUUUAACGCAUUCGAGAAAUAGAAUACGCAUAAAAAAGCUAUAACGUGACGAGUGAACGUGAACCGUGAGUGUUGCGUGUGAAAAAAUGAUUAGAUAAAUCCACAUACAGUAGGAGUAAUAAAAGUAAUAUAACAUAUAUACAUAAUAAUCAUACGCUUAGUAAAUUGGUGAUCGUACAAACAGAUAUAAUAUAUUGACGAUUCAAAGAACCGUUGAGAUAAUUAUUUAUUAUAUACACAUUAUAGAAUCGUUUAUCUAUACCUAAAAUACGGAAAUAUAAGAUAUAUAUACAUAUAUAUAUAAAAUGAGGUGAGCAAAUACAUAGGUUGAUAAACCAAUACAAAGUAAGGGGAAAACGGUCUGUAGAUAAGUAAAUGCAUCAAAUUAAUGUUGUACGAAUAGGGUUAUGUAGGAUGAGACAUAUUAUAUGUACAUAUAAAUAUAUACUAUAUAUUUGCACCGUUGUUUUAAACCAUGGAAUAGAAGACAAUUUUUUCUUUUAAUAAAUAAAAACAUCUUUUGACACGUGGACCAUGCAUUGAGAGGAAUAUGUGUACAUGUGUGUAAAAAUCUGCCCUAUGUAGCAAGUGCACAUUAUGAAUAUUAAUAUACGUAUGUAUAAGAUGAACAUGUCAUGCAUAUGUAUACAUACACAUAUACAUAGGUUUAUAUGUAACGUUCUGUGAAAGAGGAAGAAACAACCUGUCUGUACUAAAAGUUAACACGUCACUUUCUAAAGUUUUGAUGAUAUAUGAUUAAAUUUUUCAUGUUCCUUAUCGGAAUUACCACUUCUUCGAUCGCGAGUAAUGAAUUUAUAGUUAUGUAUACGUGAUUGAGCGAUUAUGCUAUUGUUUAUUCUGUUGGCCUCUGUGUACAGUUGUUGAUGUUUGUCGUAUCGUAAUAAAUUGUAACGAAUUGUAAUAAAAAAUG